Messenger RNA from Arabidopsis lyrata subsp. lyrata, 1416 nucleotides. RefSeq lists its product as uncharacterized. The record is from RefSeq and is a predicted model, not a curated record. The annotation marks the transcript as partial. NCBI's taxonomy places the organism in Eukaryota, Viridiplantae, Streptophyta, Magnoliopsida, Brassicales, Brassicaceae. The transcript has 5 exons.
AAUGCAGGCGUAAACAUAGACUGUGGAACGUCAUUGCCCGGUGUAGACAACAACAACCUAAAAUGGGUCGGAGACAAAGACUUCAUCACAUCCGGAGAGUCGGCCACCGUUUCGUCCACCACCGUAGAGAAAUCCCUCACCACACUUCGGUACUUUCCCACCGGUGACUCCAAUUGCUACUCCAACAUUCCAGUUACAAAAGGUGGAAAAGUUCUUGUGAGAACGAUGUUUUACUACGGGAAUUACGACGGGAAGUCCUCAACCCCAUCCUUCAACGUAGUGUUUGAAGGGAAACACCGAGGCACCGUAUCGAUAUCAUCGGCGUUCGAACCUUAUCUUUUGGAGCUGAUAUUUUCUCCGGCCAGCGGAGAGACCAGCGUUUGUUUUGUACGUACGUCUUCAUCAUCAAACCCUUUUGUAUCUUCCAUUGAAGUUUCCGACUUGGACGAUGGCAUGUAUAACGAGCUUGGUCCUGGUGAAGGUUUAUUUUACCAACAACGACGUGCGUAUGGCACAACAGAAAUUAUAAGAUCGGAUCUUCAAGGUAGGUUCUGGCUUCCGUUGGAGAUAAACAUAUUGUUGACAGGAGUACCAUCCACGGCUGCAUCAAUCGAUAUCUCUGGUGCAUCAAACAAGCCACCUGAGUCCGUCCUCCGUAACUCUUGGACCGGGGAAGGCUUAUCAUUAGUUGACCCUACUCUUCCUUCGGAAGGAGUUCCAGUUUAUUUGGCUAUGUAUUUCUCAGAGCCUCUUGAGUUGAGUGUACGAUCGUUCAACAUAUUAUAUGGCGGUAAGCAAGUUGGUAAAGGACCAAUUGUGCCCGUGUAUGGAAAAGCCACGCAAGUGGUCGUGAGAGAUGUGGUGGCUAGCUCAAGCUCCGAGCUGGUGUUCCAGUCCACCCCUAGUGCGCUGUUACCGCCCAUUAUAAAUGCGUUGGAGAUUUAUGUGAUAAGUACGGGUACAAGUGGAAGCGGAGGCGGAAACAAAAGCGGAUCAGGAUCCGGUGGAGGUGCUGGAAGCGGAGGAGGAGGGUCUAAGAGUGGCGGAUCUGGAGGCUCUGGUGGAACUAACAAUGGAGGAACUGGAGGGAGCAAUGAUGUGAGCUCAGGUGGGUCAGCCAGUGAAGGAAAGAAUAGUAAACUGCCAACUAUACUCGGUUCUGUAUCCGCAGUAAUGUUUGCUCUUAUCGCAUAUGUGUUCAUUGCUGUUAUCUUAGCGAAUCGUCGCAAAGCAAGGCUACAAGCCCUGGCUAUACCUACGUCAGUGGCUCAUAUGGCUACUGGAUCAUCCCCUCUAUUCGGACAACAAAUGGGCAACGACUCAAACCAGUCUACAUAUGAGUCAGACAUGGGAGAUAUCAACGACUUGAUUGGAGUAAAUCAGUCGUAUGUAACGCAAUGACAUUAAACAUCAUGU